Messenger RNA from Fusarium oxysporum Fo47, 603 nucleotides. RefSeq lists its product as uncharacterized. The record is from RefSeq and is a predicted model, not a curated record. Lineage: Eukaryota; Fungi; Ascomycota; Sordariomycetes; Hypocreales; Nectriaceae. The transcript has a single exon. The annotation marks the transcript as partial.
GAGUCAGACCGAUCAGCUAAGCGCGUGGAUCAUGGCUACAAUACCAUACCUGCUGCCAGCGAUCAUGCUAUCAUGCAAGAUGAAGCCCAACCGAACCAAGGAUUGGGGGGUGAGAUGACCGUCUACGCCAAUCGAGUUAGGGUCUAUCAUCAACUUUUGGAGAUUGAUAUCGACGAAAUCCUAUGUAACGCGUUGAACGUACUCUAUGCAAGCGAUAUCACAAUUUUGGCCACAACCAUCCAUGACUCUCCGCAACACAUCCGUUUGUGGGCUUUACAGCAACUGGAUGAGAAAUUCAGAAGAACUAUCAUCGAACUCAUGUCGGACAUUGAAAGGCAAAAGGAAAAGAACGACCCUAAGUCUGCUCUCCCUACCAUCAUGACAGACUCGUUGGCCCGUGAACGCGUUGUCGGGACCCGGACCUGUGUAGUAUGCGAAGAUGGAUUUUGUAGUGAAAAUAAGAAAAACCCGGUAGAUGUCGAAGACGUCGUUUGGAAAGACUGCGGCGCUCAUUUAAUGCAUCUAGAGUGUUUUCGCCGACAAGUCUUGGAAGGCAAAAUGCCUCUCAAGGGCCUUUGCACAUGUAUCGAUAACGUUUGCUAG